CUGGCUCCCUCGAGCUGGGAACCUGACGUGUCUGGGCAGAGGAUGAGGGAAAUUUCCGAUGCCGGUUGUGGACGAGGUCUUAUCCAAUGGCAAGGGAUAAUGGCUGCCAACCGGGCAACACCAAUCCCAAGCCAAUGGAAACCGCUGCAUCAUCCCACGCCACGGCCAUCAAGCAAGCAAUUCCAUUCCUUCGGGUCUCUGGAAGGGGGCUGACAGCCGGACGGAGACAGAAUACCUUACACAGUACCUUGCCGAACGUCUAUUUGCCUCCUAUUGUCAGCCGCGACCCAGUUCUUUGCCUUCAUUUCGAAUCUCGCAUCCGACUCCGGUGCUGGGCCUGUUCGUCUCGAGCCUCUGGCUGUCAAGACUCAGAAGUCAGAAACCACUCAGCUUGCACCAUCGACAAGCCUUGCCGGACCCUGCCCCGGCCUCAUCGGUCAAGGCUUGCUAUCCGUAUAUGGCUUGCUUCAGGUCGUCACCUGAAGAAUCGUCUUCUCACCCCGGCGAGGCAGGCAAUGCCUGUCAUGAUCCGCCCUCAUUUCCAACCGGAUCCAUUGACCGCCGCUCUCGCCUGACCUGACAGCGGGCUUUGCCGUCAUUGCAGCAAACAGCGCAGCAUGCCCUGCCCGGUGUGUGUUUCUUCUUGCUGUGGAAAU
Colletotrichum phormii is the source of this 656-nucleotide messenger RNA. RefSeq lists its product as uncharacterized. NCBI's taxonomy places the organism in Eukaryota, Fungi, Ascomycota, Sordariomycetes, Glomerellales, Glomerellaceae. The record is from RefSeq and is a predicted model, not a curated record. The transcript has 2 exons. Bases 87 to 575 code for a protein of 162 amino acids.